AUGGUUCCAAAUCCUCCACCCCAACAUGAAUUUCCAGCUACUUGCAGAGAAGCAACUGAUAGAGUACUCGGAGCAUGUUCAAAGCUUAGGCCAUAUUCUUUUCGGGUUGCUGUCCGAAACACUUGGUCUCAACCCUUCUCACCUCCGAUAAGGGGUGCAUGGAAGGGCAUAUCUUUGUUUGUCACAAUUACCCGGCUUGCCGCGAACCGUACCGGACAAUUGGACAUGCCAAACACUGUGACCCCGACUUCCUCAAUAUCCUUUUACAAGAUCAAACAAGAGGACUCCAAGUUCUUCAUCAAGAUCGCUGGGUCGAUAUUGCUCCGAUGGAGGGGGCUCUCAUAGUUAAUAUCAGUGACCUC
Molecule: messenger RNA, 362 nt
Organism: Hibiscus syriacus
Lineage: Eukaryota; Viridiplantae; Streptophyta; Magnoliopsida; Malvales; Malvaceae
Exons: 3
Coding region: 1-345 (114 amino acids)
Source: RefSeq, a predicted model, not a curated record